AACACCACUCCUUUUCAGAAGGUGGCGGUAGUGUUCUAAGUGUUGUUUACUAACCACCAAAAAAAAAAUAAAAAUCUCUCCGACGUUAGAUGGCUUUUUAAAACGGAUUUGUAUUUUUAAAAGGUAUUAUUGUUUUUUUUUUUUAAAGAUCUUUGUUUGAAGAAGUUAGUGAUGUCAAGUGGAGAAGAGCCAUACAUUUCUAGCUACUACUUAGAUCAGAAGGCAUUCCAUCUCUACUGCAAGCUUUUCCUUCAGCACUCAAGUAUCAUCCGGGAUGGAUGGAGUUGGGCAGAGGUCAAGGGAGAUAAUGAAGGCUACAUAAAAAAGACUGCUAUAAUACCUGGAAGAUUCUGUUCUUUGCUUAACCACAAAGCUGACGAUGGGAUGAAUACUCUAACAGGAACAGAUGAGCUGGAUGAUGAGGUAGCUGGGGCUUAUACAAUAUGUGAGAGUCAACUUUUAAUGCACUAUGAAUACCAUGUUUUAUAUUCCUUCAGUCAUCAAGUGCCUAUACUCUACUUCAGAGCAACUACAUUAGAUGGACAGCCCUUGUCCCUUCAUGAGGUUUGGAGCAAUAUUCACCCAAACUACAAAGAAAGAUUACUCCAAAGACCUUGGGAUACACUGACCCAACAGGAACACCCUUUCCUAGGCCAGCCUUUCUUUAUGCUCCAUCCUUGUCACACUGAAGACUUUAUGGGACCACUUGUCAAAAUGGCACAUGCCAAAAAAAGGUGGAAUUUUACUAGCAAAUGACCGUAGAUGGGGGUGAUGGUAUGCAGCCUCUGGAGAGGGGAUUUCUGUCCUAUCAUCUGGCACCAUGUCACACUCUAUCAAGGGGAGUAAGGCAAGCUUUACUUUCCCAUCCAUGGACUCAAUGGUGAGCUCUCCUACCAGAAGUCUCUAAUUUCCCACCACAGGUUUUCAGGGUGUAAGGGAUGGAGCUAGUUUUUACUUCAAAAAGAGUGGAAAAACUCUGUCUUGGUGAGAGACUUAUUACUUUGUUCGUCUAACACUGCAUACAUCUUGAUUGCCUUCUCCUUUCUCCCUUCAGGAUACUUUCACCAAGCAGAUCUUGGAACAAGACUGUGCACCAUCUGCACUUCCACAAACCUCUGUACAUUUAGAGGUAACUGAAGAUGGUGGGCUUUCAUUUUGCUCCCCGCUCUCAUCUCUGUCAUCCACCGCAUUCCGUCUGGUCAGAAGAGGAGGACCCGGGUGCAGAGCUGCAAUGUGUUUGUCACUGUUACACUCAAAACACUUGACAGUCAUUUUACAAUCUUUUGCCAUGUGUUGAGUAGACCCACAACAUCUAUAACAGAUGUGAUUCUCUCUGAGGUAUGAUUUAUGAUCUUCUAGAGUUUUGUUUCUAAAGAGCUUGCACUUUUCAGCGGGUGGGGCUUUUUAUGUAUCAGACACUGACGGUCCGGUUCUUCCAUUUUCUUCAACGCAGAACCGGCUUGGAUGCCUGAUGACUCUGAAGGGAUGUCAGUUUUAUGUACAGCCACAAACCCUUUACCACUGUACGGUACCUUAUAGGCUUUUUGAUCCUGGAAAUGACAUGACUGCUGUUGGAAGUUAUCAUGAAGCUUGGAUAGUUUUUUAUCUUUGUCUGUUGUUUAACGAACCUUGAGAAGACAGAGAAGGGAGGAAAGGCCACUCUAUAAUCCUCCUUAAACUUGCUUUCAAAGCUGAUUCAUUUCUCUUGGAGGUUAUAAGGGAGCUUUUCCACCAUUUGUUUCACCCCACGAGCUGUAUCCAAAUAUGAGAGCCCAGACAGUGCACCAUCUUGCUUGGCACACUCCAAUUCACAAAGAAUGUCACUUAGCUCUCUCAGCUUAACAGUAUCUCUAUUAGUCAGCCUCGGAAAGUUCUCAAUCUUUUUGAGCAAUACAUCUUCAAUAACCUCGGGAGUCCCAUAACACUCUUCAAGACGUUGCCAAACCAUGGCCACGCCUGCAGCAGGAUUGAGGACGUGCACUGCACGGAUUCUCUUUGCCUGUUCUGAUGAUUCAGCUCCCAGCCAUUUGGUUAACAGGUCUAAUUCUUCCCUGGCUGAAAGGUUCAAGUCUUUCGUGGAACUCAGAAAAGAGGCCUUCCAUGCCCAAUAAUUUUCUGGUUUGUCGUCAAAUUGCAGAAGACCAGCACUAACAAUCUCUCUUCUGAUGAGAUAUCUUGCAAAGUCUUGUGCACCUUUAGACUCAGGUAAGUACUCUCUUUCAUGAUUAGCUGUGUGCUGAGUACCAGAAGAAUAAGUGUCACUCAGACCUAUAUUCCUUGUUGGUUCUUUUUUUAUAUCUCUGUAAACUGGCUGUGUGUUUCUUUGGAUGUCAUGAGAAACUCUAUGCUUAGUGUCCAGUAUUUCCUGUUCAUCCCUUUUACUUUCAUGUGUCUCCACGA
Molecule: messenger RNA, 2400 nt
Organism: Neoarius graeffei (lesser salmon catfish)
Lineage: Eukaryota; Metazoa; Chordata; Actinopteri; Siluriformes; Ariidae
Gene: atg10
Product: ATG10 autophagy related 10 homolog (S. cerevisiae)
Exons: 7
Coding region: 172-756 (194 amino acids)
Biological process (GO): protein modification by small protein conjugation; macroautophagy; protein lipidation
Cellular component (GO): intracellular anatomical structure
Molecular function (GO): Atg12 transferase activity
Source: RefSeq, a predicted model, not a curated record